UCGAGAAGGAAUUCCUAGCAGAUGUUCAAAUUCUGGGCACGAUUCGCCAUUGCAACAUAGUGAAAUUGUUGUGCUGCAUUUCAAGUGAGACUACAAAACUCCUCGUCUAUGAGUAUAUGGAAAAUAGCAGCCUGGACCGGUGGCUCCAUGGGAAGAACCGGCAGUUCAGUGUCUCAGGUCCAGCCCAUCAUGCUGUCUUGGACUGGCCUAAGCGGCUUCAAAUUGCAGUGGGAACUGCCCGGGGACUGUGCUACAUGCACCAUGAAUGCUCACCUGCAGUAAUUCACCGAGACGUGAAAUCAAGCAAUAUCUUGUUGGAUUCUAGCUUCAAUGCAAAGGUUGCAGAUUUUGGUCUAGCCAAGAUGGUAGUCAAGCAUGGAGAGACUAAUACAAUGUCAGUUGUGGCUGGUUCUGUUGGGUACUUGCCACCAGAGUAUGCUCACACAACAAGAGCGAACGAGAAGAUCGAUGUGUAUGGCUUUGGUGUGGUCCUUCUGGAACUAGUUACUGGAAGGGAAGCCAACAACAAUGGGGAUGAAGAUACUUGCCUUGCCGAAUGGGCAUGGCACCACAUUCAAGACGGAAACCCCUUAGUUGAUGCCUUGGACGAGGAGAUGAAAGAACCUUGUUACCUGGAUGAAAUGACUUGUGUCUUCAAGCUCGGGAUCGUUUGCACGGGCAGGUGUCCCUCAACUAGGCCUAGCAUGAAGGAGGUUCUGCAGAUCCUGCUGGGCUGUGGCAGCCAUCGACCUGAAUUAGGAGAGAAAAUUAAUGGAAGCGAGAAUGCCGGCACUCCUUUCCUCAAGAAUUCCAGGCGUGAGAGGUUGUUGGACGAUGAGGAUGAUAGUUUGGUGUCCAAUGUUUAGUCUCUUCACUAAAGAACCUGAUUAGCAUGAUGC
Camellia sinensis is the source of this 899-nucleotide messenger RNA. RefSeq lists its product as uncharacterized. Gene Ontology annotation, biological process: protein phosphorylation. Lineage: Eukaryota; Viridiplantae; Streptophyta; Magnoliopsida; Ericales; Theaceae. The record is from RefSeq and is a predicted model, not a curated record. Gene Ontology annotation, molecular function: receptor serine/threonine kinase binding; protein kinase activity; ATP binding.